CCGAUAAGCAAUUUUCUUUUCUCCGACCGAGAACCGACCACAACUCAGAAACCAACAUACAUACAUACCCAUCGCUGCGGGCAGCCACCGAUUCUCCUUUCCUAUCCUAUCAUCUUACACGAAGGGGGAAAAAGAAAUAUAAUACAAAUUGCAAUCAUGGUCCAAGGAUCCCUCAAGAAGAAGCCCGCCGGCAACAGUGGGAAUCUUGUGAAGCGUCCCUCAGCCCUGGGUCCCAAGCGCGGACCGAGACAGAUUGCUCCGAAGAAGACGACGUUGAUUAAGCAGCAGAAGUUGACUAAGAAACUCACGGCGGGAUUGACGGCUCGGACGGAGAAGAAUCUUGCAGAGAAGGCGGGACAUUUGGAGUUGUUGGCGGGAGGAAAGAAGGAUAAGCAGAAGGACAAGGGCAAGGCGAAGAAAUAGGAGCAUUACUUCGGAUUGUGCUGAGUAGAGGGAGGUGUGGGGGUUGAUACUAUUGCUGUUGCUAUUACUUCAUUCUGUUCAGUAUAUGAUUAAUGAACAUACGAUACCCUUCUACCGUUCAUUGCAAAGUUAUCUUCGUCUAGAAAUUGAAAUUGAACCG
This is a messenger RNA of Aspergillus welwitschiae, 583 nucleotides long. Its product is annotated as DUF2462 domain-containing protein. The transcript has 3 exons. NCBI's taxonomy places the organism in Eukaryota, Fungi, Ascomycota, Eurotiomycetes, Eurotiales, Aspergillaceae. The coding region runs from base 157 to 423 and encodes 88 amino acids. The record is from RefSeq and is a predicted model, not a curated record.